Messenger RNA from Alnus glutinosa, 2089 nucleotides. Its product is annotated as protein decapping 5-like. Bases 134 to 1846 code for a protein of 570 amino acids. The transcript has 8 exons. Gene Ontology annotation, molecular function: mRNA binding. Lineage: Eukaryota; Viridiplantae; Streptophyta; Magnoliopsida; Fagales; Betulaceae. Gene Ontology annotation, biological process: cytoplasmic stress granule assembly; P-body assembly. The record is from RefSeq and is a predicted model, not a curated record. Gene Ontology annotation, cellular component: P-body.
UGAACUAUUCAAUGUAGUAGGGCUCAAGAGAUUCUUUGCUCGCUUUCCCCACUCUCUUUCUCUCUCUCUCUCUCUCUCUCUGCUUCUUCUACUUGAGAAGAAGAAACCGAAACCUUAAACCAUAAGAAAAGCCAUGGCAGCAGCAGAAGCUCCCAGAUCUUCAAGUGGGUCUGCUGAUUCGUAUCUCGGUAGCUUGAUUAGCUUGACUUCCAAGUCCGAAAUUCGCUAUGAAGGCGUUCUCUUUGACAUCAAUACCGAGGAGUCCAGCAUCGGCUUGAGAAAUGUGAGAUCAUUUGGAACGGAAGGGCGAAAAAAGGAUGGUUCGCAAGUUCUUCCAAGUGAUAGAAUUUAUGAGUACAUCCUCUUCCGAGGAAGUGACAUCAAGGAUUUGCAGGUCAAAUCUUCCCCACCGGUUCAGACAACACCUAUGCACUAUGAUCCUGCAAUUAUACAGUCUCAUUAUCCUCAAGCAGCAACUGCAUCUACAAAUGUACGUCCUGGUCCUGGUUCUAUUCCAGAUCUUGGUGCCCAUACUUCGCAAAUGGGCCUACCUGGGCCAAUACUUCAAGCAAGUCUUCCCUUAUAUCAACCCAGCGGAAGUUUAGGGUCAUGGGGUUCAUCACCUCCGCCUCCAACCACAAAUGUCAAUGGGCUUGCUAUGCCAAUGUAUUGGCAAGGAUAUUAUGGGGCGCCUGGUUUCCUAGCCCAACAGCAGUCUUUACUUCGACCCCCACCUGGCUUGUCAAUGCCACCUUCCAUGCAGCAGACUCUGCAAUAUCCCACUACAAGUGCAUCUUUACCUUCCGGAUCUUCUAAUUUGCCAACUUCACCUUUGUUAGAUUCAGCCUCUCCUUUGUUGCCACCCUUUAGCCUUGGCACUCUGAAUCCACAAUCUUCUUUACUUCCUGCCCAGUCUUCUGCAAUUGUUCCAGACUCAUCAACAACUUUGAUUACGAACAAGGCUUCUGCACAAUCUCGUUCUACUGCAACUUUGAGCACCAGCUUGCCAUUUGUAUCUCCAUUGACUACUGGUUUGGAUAAAGCUGCCAUUUCAUCAUUAGUCUCUGACAAGCCUAAAGUCCCUAGUCCUGUGAUGCCAUUUACAAGUAUGUCUGAAUCUGUAACCCCCAUUGCUGGGACACCAAGUUCAAUACUGAAUGAGGGAGCAACACCAUCUUUGGUAACCCCAGGCCAGCUUUUGCAGCCUGGACCAGGAUCUUCCUCCCAGCCUUCACAAACGGCUCAGAGAGACGUUCAGGUGGUGCAAGUUUCUUCAUCAGAAUUAUCACCAUCAAUAGCAGCAACAGAAGCACAAGAACCUAUAUUGCCUCUGCCUUCGCCAUCUGACCAUAAGCUACAUGGAGCUCCUACACAUUAUCAUAGUAAUAGAGGAGGACGUGGAAGAGGAAACGGGAUUGCACGCCCUGUGAACAGUUUCACAGAAGAGUUUGAUUUUAUAGCAAUGAAUGAGAAAUUCAACAAGGAUGAAGUUUGGGGUGAUCUUGGUAAAAGUAAUAGAACUCAAGAAGAUGAAGAUAAUUCCCAAGAUGAAGUCGAUGGUGGAGUAUCAAGCCAUGAGACCAAGCCUGUUUAUGUUAAGGAUGACUUUUUUGAUUCCCUGUCUUGUGAUGCUCUCGAUCGUGAGUCACGAAAUGGGAGGACCAAGUUUUCUGAACAAUUGAGAAAAGAUUCCGAGACAUUUGGCUAUUUGCCAAGGCCCUGGGGUGGUCGCGGAGGUCGUGGACCUGGUCGAGGUGGCCGAUCACGCGGUGGUUAUUAUGGAAGGGGCUAUGGCUAUUUUGGGAGGGGUCGCGGAAAUGGCUAUCAAAGCCGUGCCGCCUGGUAAGCACCGGCUUUUUGGUGGAUCAUUUAGGUCUAACCCAAAGCCAAUUAGAGUGCACAUCAAGCCAGAGAGGCCUAAGAAAGGAAUAUGCGUGUACUAUUUGUGCUGCUUACAUCCUUGAGAUAAUGCUCAAAAUAAGUAGACCCUGAGACAAAGAAGGGAUUUGUAUUGCAACGUGAGCUAAGCAUAUUCAUGACUUAUGCAAAAUCAAUCGGAGUUGUUAAGGCAUUUUCGCCCUUUAUCCAA